Molecule: messenger RNA, 1890 nt
Organism: Cordyceps militaris CM01
Lineage: Eukaryota; Fungi; Ascomycota; Sordariomycetes; Hypocreales; Cordycipitaceae
Exons: 8
Coding region: 1-1890 (629 amino acids)
Source: RefSeq, a predicted model, not a curated record
AUGCAGGGCGCAAACGGCCCCAACGUUAUUAUUACCUCCACCCCUCCAGGCCAGGCAACCAGGGUCUUCGCCGCUUUCGGGCAAGCCAACUCCUUGACAUUCAUUCAUCUCAUCUUAACCAUCUUCAUCAUCUUCAUCACUAAACAAAGGUCGAUGCCAUCGAGAUUGGCUGCGCCCAGCAGAAACACCAACCAGUAUUGUUGCCCGCAUGGCUUCCCCCGUGAUCUCAAGGCCAUUCCGCACAAGGGCAAGGGGAUGGAGAAAAUUCAGGGCUAUGAGCUUGCGACAAGCCACUUAUUGUUGUCACCUCAUCACACUACCUCCCAGCGCACUCUCACGCCCAAUCCUCACAUUUUUGCCAUGCUCUUCCACCCGUACUCGGACGUGGUGUGCUACCACCUUGCCGCCGCCAACCCCAAUGCAUCUGGUAGGCUCUUUGCAGAGGUGAGGAGCUGCAGCUAUGUGAAGAAUUCAUCAUACCCGCCUCUUCGCCCAAGAGUGCCCGCCCCCAAGCAGCUACUCAGAACUGCUCUUGCGCCCGGCGCCGCUGCCAAUCGCUCCGCGACCCUUCCUCGCCUCCCUCUUCCGAUGAGUGCUCCCGGCCGCGCCUCCUGCGCGGCUUCCCGCCCUGGCCACCACAGCCGUUUGCUGCACCACGCCCACGGGCCCGUCUCCUUCCUCAAUCCGACGCGCGGAGUGCUUCAGCCAACGGCGGACACGCCAACCCCCCAGGGCGAGGAGACCGACGCUGCCGCGGCCUCGCCCGCCCGGCCGCCCACCGCCGACGCCGCCGGCAAGCAGCCACCCGGCCUUGACGGGGUGCACUUUCUCUGGCGGUCGCGGGAUAACCGCAAAGGCCGACACCCGAUCCAGGUGCACAGGCGGUCCCCCAGCGGCGCCCGCGCGCCGCGCCGGUCGUCGCAUCCCAGAGAGGUGCUGAGGGGCGUGGUCCGCACGUUGACCGAGUUUCCCGUGUGGGACAUUUCCUGGCUGGUGGCCUGUAUCUUUACCUGGGGCAGCGUAGUCUGGGUCAUCAAUGGAUUCUUUGCUUGGCUGCCGUUGGUGCGGCCCUCGACAAGGUUCCCAGGCGAGGCCGACUACGGCGGCGGCAUCACGGCCUUUAUCGGCGCCAUUCUCUUCUUUGAGCUCGGCUCCGUGCUCCUCAUCCUCGAAGCCAUCAAUACCAACGACGCCGCCUGUUUCGGCUGGGCCGUCGAGGAGCUGCUGGCCCCCGACGACCACGACUCCCCCGCCGGCGGCGGCGGCGCCGCCGCAACCUACGUCGCCAGCCCGGGCCUCUGCCAGCACCACCACCAAAACAAGCACAACCUCGUCGGCGCGCCGCAGUCCCGCGUCCCCGCCCCCGCGGGCAGCCCGCCCCGGCGCUGGAAGUGGCGCGUCUCCUGGCACGACCUCCGCCACCGCUACAUGUACGAGCUCGGCUUCCUCGCGGGUGCGGCGCAGCUCAUCGGCGCCACCAUCUUUGGCGUCGCCGGCUUCACCGCCCUGCCGGGCAUCGCGGAGCACCUCACGCCGCAGUGGCGGCUCAACGCCGCCUACUGGAUCCCGCAGGUCGUCGGCGGGUGCGGCUUCGUCGUCAGCGGGCUGCUGUACAUGCUCGAGACGCAGGACCGCUGGUGGCGGCCCGCGCCGCGGUUGCUCGGCUGGCACAUUGCGUUUUGGAACCUGAUUGGAGCCGUGGGCUUCACGCUGUGCGGCGCGCUCGGCAUGGCGUACGGCAGCACCGGCGCGCAGUACCAGGCGGCGCUGGCGACAUUCUGGGGCUCUUGGGCGUUUCUGAUAGGCAGCUACCUGCAGCUCUACGAGAGCCUAAACAAGCACCCCGUCGAGGAUGUCAAGGCAACCGGCGACAAGGAAGCGCCGUGUUGA